AUGGCCAGCCAAGCAGGAUUCUUGACAAUGAGAGGGGUGGAAGAUAUGCUCUUGCCCAUGUUAAGAAAUUGCAAGAAUAUGUCACACUUGAAGAGAGUACAUUCCCAAAUGGUCAAGUUUUCUCUCGCACAAAGCAAUUUCUUGGUGACCAAAAUGGUGGAUAUUUGUGUUCAAAUUGGUGAAAUACAGUAUGCAAGUUUGCUAUUCAGGCAGGUUCUUGAGCCUAAUAUUUUCUUGUGCAAUGCUAUCAUUAGAGCCUAUACAAAUAAACAGAUGUAUCUCUUGACAAUAAAUGUAUACAAGCAGAUGCUAAAACAGCCACAGGGUGAAGAGCCCAUUUUCCCUGACAAAUUUACAUACCCUUUUGUUCUUAGGUCUUGUGGAGGACUUCUGAAUGUUUGUUUGGGGAAACAAGUUCAUGGGCAUGUUUGUAAAUAUGGGUUGAGGUCUAAUAGAGUAAUAGAGAAUUCAAUGCUUGAUAUGUAUGUGAAGUGUGAUGACAUGAGGGAGGCUCAUAAGUUGUUUGACGAAAUGGGUGAAAGAGAUGUGAUUUCGUGGAAUAGUCUCAUUUCUGGGCACAUAAAAUUGGGUCAUUUGAGGAGGGCAAGGUCAUUAUUUGAUGAAAUGCCAAAUAAGAAUAUUGUGUCUUGGACAGCAAUGAUCUCCGGGUACACAAAGUUGGGGUGCUAUGGUGACGCUUUGGAUGUUUUUCGGAGAAUGCAAAUGGUUGGUGUUGAGCCUGAUUGGAUUAGUUUGGUUGCCGUGUUGCCAGCUUGUGCACAGUUGGGUGCUCUUGAGGUUGGGAAGUGGAUUCAUUUCUACGCAGAGAAAAAGGGAUUUCUGAGAAAAACUUGUGUAUGCAAUGCACUGAUUGAAAUGUAUGCAAAAUGUGGGAGUUUGAAUGAGGCUUGGCAGUUGUUUGAUUGCAUUUCAGAGAGAGAUGUCAUCUCAUGGAGUACGAUGAUUGGAGCGCUUGCAAAUCAUGGACGAGCUAAUGAAGCAAUUGAAUUAUUUGAAGAGAUGAUUAGGGCAAGGGUUGAACCAAAUGAAAUAACCUUUGUUGGUCUUCUAUCAGCUUGUGGACAUGCUGGUUUAGUGAACGAGGGUUUAUGGUACUUUGACUCUAUGAGAAAUAAUCAUACCAUAGAACCAGGGAUAGAGCACUAUGGAUGUUUAGUUGAUCUUCUUGGGAGGACAGGGUGCCUUGAAAGAGCUCUCAAACUUAUAAAGAGCAUGCCAAUGGCGCCAGAUUCAGCUAUAUGGGGUUCGCUGCUCAGCUCUUGCAGAAUUUAUCGGAAUCUUGAAAUUGCCGUUGUGGCAAUGGAGCGUCUCUUAGAGCUUGAACCAGAUGACACAGGGAACUACGUCAUGCUUGCAAAUAUUUAUGCAGACCUUGGAAAGUGGGACAGUGUUUCAAGAAUGAGAAAAUUUAUUCGAAGUAAGAGCAUGAAUAAAACACCUGGUUGCAGUUCGAUUGAGGCGAACAAUUCAGUUCAAGAAUUUGUAUCAGGAGACGAUUCAAAGCCAUUUACCAAGGAUCUGUAUUGGAUACUGAAUCUAAUAGCAUCGCAGCAAAGUGAAACCAAUGAUCAGAUAGAUGCCAUAACCAUGUUAGAAGAUAUUAGAUAAAUCAUGCAUGGUCAGAGAAGCAUUCAAAAUUUACUUUUGCAGUAUGCCGUGGAAACUGCAAACUGUCAUUUCUGUGCUCUCUUCAGGAGUUCUGUUGGUGGAAAUGGCUUUUCAGUAAAAACACAUGGCA
Coffea eugenioides is the source of this 1759-nucleotide messenger RNA. Its product is annotated as pentatricopeptide repeat-containing protein At2g20540. Gene Ontology annotation, biological process: RNA modification. The transcript has a single exon. The record is from RefSeq and is a predicted model, not a curated record. NCBI's taxonomy places the organism in Eukaryota, Viridiplantae, Streptophyta, Magnoliopsida, Gentianales, Rubiaceae. Bases 1 to 1629 code for a protein of 542 amino acids. Gene Ontology annotation, molecular function: RNA binding; protein binding.